Dioscorea cayenensis subsp. rotundata (Guinea yam) is the source of this 2660-nucleotide messenger RNA. RefSeq names its product protein FAR1-RELATED SEQUENCE 1-like. Lineage: Eukaryota; Viridiplantae; Streptophyta; Magnoliopsida; Dioscoreales; Dioscoreaceae. The record is from RefSeq and is a predicted model, not a curated record. Gene Ontology annotation, biological process: regulation of DNA-templated transcription. The transcript has 4 exons. Bases 26 to 2401 code for a protein of 791 amino acids. Gene Ontology annotation, molecular function: zinc ion binding.
GGGUUCUUUCUUGCAAUGCAGGAGGAUGAUGGUAUUGGGGAUGAGCUUAAAGGUAAUGUCUUUUGGGCUGAUGAGAGGUGUAGAAUGGCUUAUAAGUGGUUUGGAGAUGUGGUUAUCUUUGAUAUGUCGUUUAAGAAGAAUCAGUACCGAGUUCCAUUUGCUUUGUUUCUCCGGUUUCAAUCAUCACCGGCAGCCUGUGUUGUUUGGCUGUGCACUUCUUGUUGAUGACUCUGAAUCAUCACUUGUUUGGCUUUUCAAAGCUCUGCUUUCAGCGAUGUCAGGGCGGCAGCCUGUUUCAGUGAUUGUAGAUUUAGAUUGGAGUGUAGAAGCGGCUGUUCGCAAGGUGUUUCCGAAUGUCCGGUGCCGUUUCUGCAAAUGGCAUAUCUUGAAAGAAGCCAGGGAGAGUUUAUCGCAUGUGUUUGAUGAGCAUGAAUCCUUUGAAGGAGAACUUCAUGAGUGUGUUAAUGCAGAAAUGGUUGACGAGUUUGAAUUCUAUUGGAAUAGUUUUGUUACUCGGUUUGGCCUUGGAGGAAAUGAGUGGAUUCAGUCAGUAUAUGGUUGUCGGCAUCAAUGGGUUCCGGCAUACUUGCGGAGUACAUUCUUUGCAGAAUUUGCACCAUCCCGGAAAUGUGAAUGCAAGAGUUCACUUUUUGAGGGGUUUAUAAGUGCAGAAACGAAUUCGCAAGUGUUCAUUCAACAGUGUGAGAAAGCAUUGGACUGCAGGUAUGAGAAGGAAGUAAAAGCAGAGUUUGAUACGACUUAUGCAAUACCGAUCUUAAAGACAUUGUCACCUAUGGAAAAACAAGCUUCAGAGACGUAUACCAGUAAGAUAUUUAAGAAAUUUCAGGAAGAGUUAACUCAAUCCGUUGAUUUUACUGCAGAUAAGGUAAAUGAUGAGGGUGAUACUGGCAUAUAUCAAGUGGUAAAACUGGGGGAAGAACAUAAAGUGUACAAAGUUGUUUUCAAUGCCCCUCAAAUCAGAGCAAGUUGUAGCUGUCAGAUGUUUGAGUAUUGUGGCAUUCUCUGCAGACACAUACUAAAAGUCUUCAGUGCAGCGAAUAUUCAGGCACUCCCAUCCCAUUACAUUUUAAAACGUUGGACAAGAAAUGCCAGGAGUGAAGGUGAGAAUGAUAGUUCUAAUGGCCUUAUUGCUGUUGAAGUUAAUGUUGAAUCACAGGAUAAAGACAUGGGUAUGCCACAAUCUCUAACUUGGCGUUACAACAGUUUAUGCCGUGAAGCUAUGAAGUUUGUAGAGGAUGGAGCGACAUCUCCUGAGAUUUACAGUAUAGCAUUAUGUGCUUUAAAAGAGGCUGUGGAGAAAGUUGCUAUGGCAAAGCAAAAGGAUGAGAAAAUUGAACCGGCAGAUAUUGUGCCUAAUGAAAUGCGAGUUCAGCCAUCUAGAAUAGAACUGCAGGACACAUUACUUGCGGUGAAAUCUGUAAGUUCAGACAAAGUUGGAUUGGUGACAUUUUUUAACCCCUUGAGUGAAGUGGCGAAAACAACAGUGUCACAAGAAUUCAGACAGAAACAACCAUUGGAGGAAGGUCAAUUAUUACAACCGCCUUGUAAUCUUCUCCUGGUUCCCACUUUGCCAAGUUCCUCGCACCUUUUAUCUGCAGCAGCUCCUUUGGCUUUAAAAACAAGUAAUGGGAAUUUUGAUGGUAGUACACCGGUCUUGGUAAGUUUGUCUGCAGGAAAUAUCUCAAAGGAAGACUCCAAUCAUGGACAGGCAAAUUCACAGCCAUCUCCAGGAUGCCCUGCCGUUCAGAUCGGUCAGACAAGCACCACUCCGGUUUUUUCUGGUAAUACAACAAAUACCGGUUCAUCUGAGACACAAGUGAUGGCUGUUCCAAUGACUUUGUUUGUACCACUAUUUAGCAACUCAUCCACGCCUUCUUCAGGUGCCGGUACAAAUUCAAACAUAGCACUCAUCGCUUCUGCGCCAACAAUUCAAGCAGACGCAAACAGAAGCUGCCCUUCACAGGCCCUGAGUCCAAGCCAAACAAACAUCCCGGUUGGCACAUUACAGAAAGGAGCUCAACCACCAGCUUCGUCAGAACCCCUCGCCAACUCUGUACGAGCCACUGCUAUCGCAGCUGGUGCUCGUAUCGCCUCUCCAACUGCCGCAGCUUCAAUCAUAAAAGCCAUGCAAUUAAAAACCCCUAUCCAUAUCAAAGCAGGAGCAAGCUCUCCUGCCCGAUCAACAUCACCAUCCGAUCUCGGAUCACCAGUUCUGAAGCCAUCAUCCUUACCCACUGAUACAAGCAUGGCUCAAAAUGUGCUCAUGGACCCGGGUUUAAAUGCAGGAAAUUCUGGCGGUGCUGUCGAGUCCCCGGAAAAGAGGGGUAUGGAUUUUACUGAUUCAAGUGAUGAUGAGGAGAUGACAUAUGCCGGAGAUUAGCAUGCAACUUAGCUAGAAAAUGCUGCACAACUACAAGCAGCUCAUGGUGUAGAAUUGCUCCUAGACUAACUUGUUAGGAUCAAAUAGUUAGAUGAAAAAAGGUCAUACUGUAAAAGCAUGGUUAUCAGAUUAUGAAACCAAAUCUAUAGUUUGCUGGGAAGCUCAUGUUGUUGCUGUUGUUGUUUGUGGGGUGGUUUUCUAGUGAAACUUAAUCCUCUGUCGAACAUGUGGAUAUAUGAUGAGAAAUAGAAAGAUAAUA